Molecule: messenger RNA, 1730 nt
Organism: Ilex paraguariensis (yerba mate)
Lineage: Eukaryota; Viridiplantae; Streptophyta; Magnoliopsida; Aquifoliales; Aquifoliaceae
Source: the annotation of a GenBank genome assembly
AGAGAGAGAGAGAGAGAGACCCUCCUCUCUUUACAUACAGACAAUAUAUAUAUUUAGUUUGACAUAUAUUUGUGAAGGUAUUAAGUAAGACACAGGUAUUUGAUCAAAAAAAAAGUAAGACAGAGGUAUCAGUUGUUUACUAUUGCUUUUUCUUCUCUUAUUUCUGGGAUCUUAAUCUCCUCAAAGAGCCUGGCUUUAGGGUUUUGGGUGCUGCAAGAAGGGAGGGGUCCAUGAGAAGAGUAUUUAGAGAUACAUUAAUGGUGGCUUCUUGAGAAUCAAGGAAAAAAGUUCUGAGCUUGUGGGGUUUAUUCCUGUACCUAAAGCAUUGGAGUGCAGGAGGAAAGUGCUUGUAUUUUUAAUUUGUUCAUCAAAAUAUGAGUUGGGUCUGAUCUAUGAGGAAGGAGGAUGGUUUCUGAGUGUACCCAAAUGAUCUGUUCAAUGUCAGAAGUUAGAGAGCAAAGAUGGUUAUCUGAGCAUACCCAUUUGAAAAAUUCUUGGAUUCAACAUCAAAUCAAACAGAAAGAUGGUGUUUUGACAUACCCACCUCCUCUUUCUCCUUCAACUUCAUCUCCAUAUGGUGUUAGUAAUUUUCAUAAAGAUUCAAGCCAUUCUUCCUCAUCAUCUGGAACUAGAAUUAGUCCCGCUGUUCUUUUCAUCAUAGUAAUUUUAGCUGUUCUGUUUUUCAUUUCUGGUCUUCUCCACUUGCUUGUUAGAUUUCUCACAAAACACCCGUCUUCAACAUCCUCUCAAUCGGAUAGGUAUCCAGAAGUUUCUAGUUCUGAUACUCUCCAAAGGCAACUACAACAACUCUUCCAUUUACAUGACUCUGGUCUGGAUCAAGCUUUUAUUGAUGCAUUACCUGUCUUCUUGUACAAAGAGAUUGUGGGUCCAAAAGAGCCAUUUGAUUGUGCUGUUUGUUUAUGUGAAUUUUCUGGGAAAGAUAAAUUGAGAUUGCUUCCAAUGUGUAGCCAUGCUUUCCAUGUCAAUUGUAUAGAUACUUGGCUCCUAUCAAACUCAACAUGUCCUCUUUGUAGGGGGGCCCUUUUCAAUCCCGAGUUCUCCAUUGAUAACCCAAUUUUCGAUUUUGACGAUCCAGGGGAAGAAGAUGGAUUUCCUAGUAAUGGGAGAAAUAGGGUGUUUUGCAGUCAGAAGACAGUUGAAAUUGAGGAAAUUGUUGCUGAAAAGGGGGUUUUUCCUGUGAGGCUUGGUAAGUUCAGAAAAUUGGAUGAUGGGGCAGGGGAGGUAGGAGGAGAGACUAGUAGCAGUAAUUUAGACGCAAGAAGGUGUUAUUCAAUGGGUUCAUAUGAGUAUGUGGUAGGUGACACAAACCUCAGGGUGGCCUUGAGCCAUGACAGAGAUGGUCGUGAUCUAAAGCUUGUGAGGGCGACUGAUCACAAUGGCAAUCCUUCUGCUGAUGACGAUAUAGAGGGAAAGAAGAUUAGUGUUGGGGCAAAAACCGACAGCUAUUCUGUUUCUAAGAUCUGGCUUUGGUCUAAGAAGGGCAAAUUUGCAAGUUCUACAGACACCCAAAUGAAUAAUCCUCCAUCUCUUAAUACGGAGCUUCCAUGGAUAGUUAGAACACAAGGUACAUGAAAGGUUUUUACUAUUUUCCCUUGUUGAUUAUUAGUUAAUUAACCAAGCUUGCUAGCAUGUGUUUGCCCCUUGUUUAGAAGAUUUUUGACAUCCUGAUGCAUGAAUUGUGAUUUUAUAUCAUGGCACUAUAAAUGUGC